Messenger RNA from Schizosaccharomyces osmophilus, 462 nucleotides. Its product is annotated as resistance protein. The transcript has a single exon. NCBI's taxonomy places the organism in Eukaryota, Fungi, Ascomycota, Schizosaccharomycetes, Schizosaccharomycetales, Schizosaccharomycetaceae. Gene Ontology annotation, cellular component: membrane. Gene Ontology annotation, molecular function: ATP binding; ABC-type transporter activity. Gene Ontology annotation, biological process: transmembrane transport. The record is from RefSeq and is a predicted model, not a curated record. Bases 1 to 462 code for a protein of 153 amino acids.
AUGAUUGCUUCUGUCUAUUAUAGGGUUGCUUCGUUAGAUCCAAUCCAGCAUAAAUUGUCAGAAGCGUACAAAUCGUCUGCUGCGUUUGCUUGUGAAUCUACAUCAGCUAUUAAAACAGUUGCCAGUCUCACAAGAGAACCGAAGGUAUAUGAACAUUAUUGUGCAUCAUUGGUACAACCCGGUAGGCAGAUGGCUUUGUCGUCUAUGAUAUCUGCUUUGUUGUUUUCUGCAUCGCAAGCUGUAACAUAUUUGGUGAAUGGGUUGGGCUUUUGUUAUGUUGCUACUUUAGUGCGUAAAGGUGAAUAUAGUCUGGUCGACUAUUUUACUUGUUAUAUUGGUGUCGUUUAUGGUGUUCAGCAAGCUGGACAAUUCUUGGGCUAUGCCGCUGACGUUUCGAAGGCCAAAUUGAGCGCCGGCUUAAUUAAGUAUCUGUGUGAUAGAAGACCAAAAAUCGAUACGUGA